AUGAUGACCUCGCGAUUCGCCCGCAAGCUAUCUCUUCUGCUUGUGGCCAUGAUAUUUCCAGCAUGGCCUGCCGCUGCAAUUCUUCGUAAUAUUAUGUAUCUGACCGGACAACAUCCCGUGAUUUCUGACCCAAGCCUCAGCUCACAGAUCACACACGUUGUUCUUGCUUUUAUGCAAUCCUCAAGCUUCAACUCCAACGGGUCUCAGACGGAUUGGCCCAUCUUCAUGUCGGUUAACGACACGCGCAGAAAGUUUCCUGUUGACACCAAGAUCAUGGUUGCCAUAGGAGGCUGGGGCGAUACCGAAGGCUUUGACGUGGCAGCACGUACCGAACAGUCUAGACAGAGAUUCGCUAGAAAUGUCGCAGCCAUGGUGGAGUCCACUGGUGCAGAUGGUGUCGAUAUCGACUGGGAAUAUCCAGGCGGCAAUGGGGAGGAUUACAAACAAGUCCCCAACGCGGAGAAAGCCUGGGAGAUUGAAGCAUAUCCUCUGUUAUUGUCAGCUGUUCGGAACUCUCUGGCUCCAGAUAAACUGCUCUCGGCUGCAGUUCCUGGACUAAUUCGCGAUAUGCUCGCCUUCACACCCGCGGCCUUGCCGUCGAUCAUGGACUCUGUCGACUUUCUCAAUGUAAUGACCUAUGACCUGAUGAAUCGGCGUGACAGUAUCACCAAACACCAUACCGGCGUUCAGCUGUCACUCGAUGCCAUCAAUCAAUACGCUUCCAACGGUGCCCGUACUCAAGAUCUCAACCUGGGGUUUGCAUUCUAUGUGAAAUAUUUUCGAAUCGCCCCUGAACACCAUGACGUGUGUCGCAAAAGCCCAAUUGGAUGUCCCUCUGGCUUGAUGGAAGAUCCCAGAACCGGCGCAGACCUGGGAAGGGCUGGAGGGUUUAGUUGGCAUGAUGCCAUACCCGAAGAAGUCAGCACAUCGUUCGCCAAAGCUUUGAGAGACGGCCAAUAUGACCCAGACCAUGGCGGGUUUUAUUACUUUGAUGAGGACGAAGACCUGUGGUGGACAUUUGAUACACCAGCUGCCAUCCUGAACAAGUUUCCUUCCAUCGUCAAAUCCAAGGGGCUCGGUGGUGUAUUUGCCUGGGGACUUGGCGAGGACGCUCCGGAUUUCAAGCACCUGCGCGCACUCAUACAAGGUCUCCAGGGAUUGUCAUCUGAUAGAGAUGAAUUGUAG
Molecule: messenger RNA, 1185 nt
Organism: Pestalotiopsis fici W106-1
Lineage: Eukaryota; Fungi; Ascomycota; Sordariomycetes; Amphisphaeriales; Sporocadaceae
Exons: 3
Coding region: 1-1185 (394 amino acids)
Biological process (GO): chitin catabolic process; carbohydrate metabolic process
Cellular component (GO): extracellular region
Molecular function (GO): chitinase activity; chitin binding
Source: RefSeq, a predicted model, not a curated record